Aspergillus eucalypticola CBS 122712 is the source of this 340-nucleotide messenger RNA. RefSeq lists its product as uncharacterized. The transcript has a single exon. The record is from RefSeq and is a predicted model, not a curated record. The coding region runs from base 55 to 306 and encodes 83 amino acids. NCBI's taxonomy places the organism in Eukaryota, Fungi, Ascomycota, Eurotiomycetes, Eurotiales, Aspergillaceae.
CAAUGCUUCGUGGACCGCAUUCUUAAAGGUGUCAUAUAAGUGACAGACUCAGAAAUGCAUUGGCUCUUGCAACUGAUAACUACAAUGGAUAUCUCUUUUCACAUUACAAAUUGUGCCGAGCAUUAUCCAUUGAUGUCAAUCUUGAUCUCCUCGCUGAAGCUAUACGUACGAGGGCACAUCAUGGCCACUUCGAAUUAUAUUAGAACCCAGAAAAGGGUCACAUAUUUUGCUCAUCGCGACGUUAUCUGCCAAUGCCAGGGCCGAAACGACAAUGGCUCCGAUAACCUUUUCGUUACUGCUUCUUAACAGCAAAAACGGAAAGCAAGAAGCUCACCACGAC